Molecule: messenger RNA, 3038 nt
Organism: Seriola aureovittata
Lineage: Eukaryota; Metazoa; Chordata; Actinopteri; Carangiformes; Carangidae
Product: thyrotropin-releasing hormone receptor
Exons: 3
Coding region: 160-1332 (390 amino acids)
Biological process (GO): phospholipase C-activating G protein-coupled receptor signaling pathway
Cellular component (GO): membrane
Molecular function (GO): thyrotropin-releasing hormone receptor activity
Source: RefSeq, a predicted model, not a curated record
GCGGCUCUGGAGGAGGACUAAGCAGUCAUCUGUGUUUCUUGGUUGACUGCACCUGAGUGCUGCGACCAUGUCAGAGUGAGCUCUGCCUCUUGGAAAAGGAUGGAUUCUUGUUUCAUGCCCUGGUGAUCGACUGAAGUUUGGCCACAGGACUUGAACACAAUGGAGAACAGCACGACUAUCUUCCAGGACGUCACCCAGGUUUUAAAUCUGACAGUAAUGCCUCUGAACCCUCUCGAAGAGCAGGUCAUAACAAUAUUUUUGACGAUUCUCAUCUGUGGAGUUGGGAUUGCUGGCAAUAUCAUGGUGGUGCUGGUUGUGCUGCGCACUAAACACAUGGUGACCCCGACCAACUGUUACCUUGUCAGUCUGGCUAUCGCAGACCUCAUUGUGCUCCUGGCUGCAGGGUUGCCUAAUAUCUCUGAUGUUGUAGCGUUCUGGAUAUACGGCUACACAGGGUGCUUGUGUAUAACUUACCUUCAGUACCUGGGCAUCAACGUGUCAUCCUGCUCUAUCACAGCAUUCACCAUUGAACGAUACAUCGCUAUUUGUCACUCCAUAAAGGCACAGUUCAUAUGCACCGUUUCCCGGGCCAAGAGGAUCAUAGCUGGAGUGUGGGUCUUCACCUCACUCUACUGCAUUAUGUGGUUCUUCUUAGUGGACAUACAUGAAACCGUCUAUGCUAAUGGAGUGGUGGUCACCUGUGGCUAUCGUGUCUCCAGGAGCCUCUACAUGCCAAUCUAUUUCCUGGACUUCACUCUCUUUUAUGUGAUCCCCCUCAUUGUGGCCACUGUGCUUUACGGACUCAUCGCAAGGAUUUUGUUCAUGAGCCCCUUGCCGUCGCAUCUCAACGACGGAGCCGGAGGAGGGUCUGUUCACCAGGGUCACUCCAACAACACCAAGGCCAACAAGGGCGCAGUCUCUGCAAGGAAGCAGAUAACAAAGAUGCUGGCUGUGGUGGUCAUCCUCUUCGCCUUGCUCUGGAUGCCUUACCGAACACUGGUGGUGGUCAACUCCCUCGUCGACCCGCCUUACAACACCACCUGGUUCCUGCUCUUCUGCCGGAUGUGCAUCUACACCAACAGUGCCAUCAACCCCAUCAUUUACAACCUCAUGUCUCAGAAGUUUCGUGUUGCGUUCAAAAAGCUCUGCAAAUGCAACUGGCAACAAAAGGAGAAGGCAGCCGAGUACAACAUGCCGAUGUAUUACGGCAUGAUCAAGGAUUCAUCCCAUGAGAGCAACGAGCCGAUGACAGAGCAGGAGGACGUGAGUGGCCAAACCAUCAAGAGGUUCAAUGUAACGGAUGAUGACACGAGCACUUUCAGCAUCUCUUAAUAAAGGCUUUGAUGAGUGUGUUGGGUUCAUUAGGACAGAUUGUGUGUAUGAUAAAUUAUUUAAGGAUAUCUUUCAUUUUAAUAUUUAACAUUAUUAUCAUGUUAUCAUAGUUGUUUCCAUCUGUUAGAAAAAGUAUUUACUGACACGAAUCUGUAGAUAUUCUCUGUGUUUGCUGUGACACAGGUUUGUGUUUGUGGUGUCGUAGUUGUGGUGCUUUUGCAUCAGUAUCGUAACUGUGAAAUAUUGUACCCCCAAUUUUAGUGCACAUAAAUAAGACAUGAAGGGAAAGAUGGGUAUUUUAUGUGAUACAUGUGUUACUGAUGCUAUGGGUACAUAUUUUGAAUUUUUCUUUGAAAUAAUAUUCAGACUUUAUGUGAACUCGUUUUGUCAAGAGAAAGCACAACUUCUGUUUAACAAGGAUUCAAUUUAUUUCUCACUUAAGAGAACACUAUUGAGGUGAUAUUUCAUCGCAGACCUGUGUGGGCUUGUAUAGACUGAGUUUAAUUGACAGCUCCCUUACUCUCCUGUUACAUCUGUUGCACCUGUUAGCUUAGGACCAUUUACACAAUUAUCAUUAUUACUUCACAGAGUUUGUUGACAUCAUGUAAUUCCCAGAAUUGCUCCGUCUAAUUUCAGCAUGUGUAGAAGUCUAAUUAGCCAGAGAAAACUGAUUGAAAACACCUGUGUGAGCGUGUAGGACUUUUAAUAUUAAGUGUUUUGAGGCUCAGUUUGUAGCAAGAAUGUUUUUAUGCCUCAGCGAGAGCCGGAGGCAUUAUGUCUUCGGGAUGUCCAUCCCUCCAUCCGUCCAUCCGUCCCAUUCUUGUGAAUGUGAUAUCUCAGUAACAUCUUUAAGGGAAUUUCUUCGAAUUUGGUACAAACGUUCACUCAAGGACAAAGUGAUUAGAUUUUGUUGGUCAAAGGUCAAGGUCUCUGUGACCUCAUAAUACAUGAUUUUGGUAUUUUGAACACAAUAUGUCAAGAACUCCUCAAAGGUCAAGACUUCACACAGCAAGUAUUAGAUAACACAAAUGGUUAAUAUUUUAUGUGAUUCUGUAUAAACAGUGAUGUAACCUCAAAGUAGUCUCAGUGAGGUAGGCCGCAAUUGCAAGGUGUUAUUUCUAGUUUUUCAUUUACCAACUGCCUCAUCUUUUACUUCUACAAUUUGUCACUGGAUUUACUUGAAAAUGAAAAAAACAAAACAAAAACAGUAACCCAGCCCGUCCACUGAAAUGACUCCAGAGUGACUCUGCAUGCAGGGAAAGUUUGUAUCUUUGGAUCAUAGACAUCCAGUCUGACAAACUGGUAGGCAGGAACUAAUGACCAUGGAGGCAGUUCCAAUUCAAAACAUCAUCCGAGUCAGAGAAGGAAUAUAAAGUUGUUAUUACAGUCACUGGAGAUGUGCAACAAAUCUGACAGCGAAAACAUUUUAGAAAAAUGCUAAUUGUUGUCGCCAAGUUUGCAGUCUCCCUCAUCUCACUGCAGUCAUCUUGUGUUGUCAGCCACACUACAGCAUCUCUCAACAUAUGGAGCUCUCGAUUUGUCAUAUCACAGUGAAUUGGUAUUGAAUAUCUAGAACCAGUGUAAGACACAUGUGUAAAUCCCUUUCAUGUUUGAGCCAGAAGUUGAUCCUGUGCAAAUACAUUUUGUAAACAGGCUUUGCAGCUUCCUGUGGACUGUGGGAUUAAUAAAUCCCUUUACAACCCUAA